UUAAUGGAUAAUUCUACCAGCAUUACAUAUUUUACUCUGGAUGGACAUGUGGGUUUAGAGCAUUACAGAUACUUUUAUUUUACAUUUGCUCUCACUGUCUAUUUAAUGAUAAUUUGCUUUAAUACUGUUAUCAUUUCUAUCAUAUACAAAAACAAACACCUCCAUGAGCCCAUGUACAUUUUUAUUGCUGCUCUGCUCUGUAAUGCUCUCUUCGGAUCAACUGCUCUUUAUCCUAAACUACUCACUGAUUUACUGUCUGAAAAACAAAUCACUUCUUAUGAAGCUUGUAUAUUUCAGGCAUUUUGUAUGUACACAUAUGCUUCAUCAGAAUUUGUUCUGUUAUCAGCUAUGGCCUAUGACAGAUAUGUGUCCAUCUGUAAACCAUUACAUUAUGCAACUCUUGUAAAAAUGCACAUUGUCAGAAAACUCAUAUUUUUGUCAUGGUUUUUGCCUUCUUGUACAAUUGGUAUAACAGUUCUACUAACAUCUCGACUUCAGCUGUGCAGAUUUAAAUUAAACAGAAUAUUCUGUGAUAAUUAUUCGAUUGUGAAAUUAAGCUGUAAAGAAACAUCUCUUAAUAACAUAUAUGGACUUUUUAUUUUCAGCAUUACUGUGUUUCCUCCAGUGAUCUUUAUAAUCUACUCGUACAUUAGGAUACUUGCUGUCUGUUUAAAUAAUUCUAAAGAUUUUAGAAGAAAAGCUCUACAGACCUGUUUACCACAUCUGCUCAUUUUCAUUAUUUUUUCUGUCAACAUGUGUUUUGAAAUUAUAAAUUCUAGAAUAGAAUCUAAACAAAUUCCUCACAUUAUUGCCAUGAUCCUGUCAGUUGAAUAUUUACUUAUUCCUCCUCUAUUCAAUCCCAUAAUAUAUGGAUUAAAACUGCAGGAGAUUUUGAAUAGUAUCCGAAAACUGAUUUCCUGUAAAAUGAGGGCUCAAGUUUCGUUUUAG
Molecule: messenger RNA, 948 nt
Organism: Hemibagrus wyckioides
Lineage: Eukaryota; Metazoa; Chordata; Actinopteri; Siluriformes; Bagridae
Product: putative gustatory receptor clone PTE03
Exons: 1
Coding region: 4-948 (314 amino acids)
Biological process (GO): G protein-coupled receptor signaling pathway
Cellular component (GO): membrane
Molecular function (GO): G protein-coupled receptor activity; olfactory receptor activity
Source: RefSeq, a predicted model, not a curated record